UACUACUACUACUACUAAUAAUAAUAAUAAAAUAAAAAGUUCUUGGGGCUUCAAAAUUUUGCAUAUAAAUAAUAGCAGAAAGUACCUGCAUGAGGCAGACAACAUAACCCUUCUUUUUCUUCUUUUAAUUAUAAUUUUGGUCUGUAGCUCUGAUCUCUUCUACAAUAUAUAUAUAUCCAAGUUUUGUGAAAGAGAUAUAGAUUUACAUAUAUAUAGCUAGGUUAAAGAAAGUUAUAUAAGAAUAAUAAUAAUGAUGAUGAUGAUGAAAGUGUGUUGUUGUUCUUCAUUAUUUUCUCAUAUAGUGAGAGUGUUAUUAUUUUCCAUUAUUUUAUUGGGUGUUCUGAUUAAUCCAUCAUGGGGUUUGAUAAAGUUGCCGGCAAAUGAGACAGUUCCGGCGGUGAUUGUGUUCGGAGAUUCGAUCAUGGACACAGGCAACAACAACGGUCUCAAGACUCUGGUCAAGUGUGAUUUCGCUCCUUAUGGCCAAAAUUUCAAGGGCAGAAUACCUACUGGAAGGUUUGGUGAUGGGAAGGUCCCUUCAGAUCUAAUAGCUGAAGAAUUGGGCAUUAAAGAAUACGUGCCAGCAUAUUUGGACCCUAAUCUAAGCCCAAAUGAUCUCCCGACUGGGGUUUGCUUCGCUUCCGGUGGCUCAGGAUAUGACCCCAUGACUCCCAAAAUAGUGUCUGUCAUAUCAUUCGAAGAACAGCUACGAAUGUUCAAAGAGUACAUAGGAAAGCUUAAAGCAAAAGUUGGAGCAAAGAGAACCAAAUUCAUAUUGGAUAAUGCCAUAUUUUUAGUUGUAGCUGGUAGUGAUGACAUUGCUAAUACCUAUUUCACAAUUCGUAUUAGAAAAUUACAAUACGAUGUCCCUGCUUAUACAGACUUAAUGAUCCAAGGAGCUUCAGAUUUCAUCAAGGACAUAUAUGGACUCGGGGCAAGAAGAAUUGGAGUAUUUUCAGCACCACCAAUAGGUUGUGUCCCAUCACAGAGAACUUUAGGUGGUGGAAUACUAAGACAAUGUGCAGAAGAAUACAAUGAAGCAGCACUCAUGUUCAACUCCAAGCUCGCUUCCACCAUUGACUCACUUAUGCCUAAACUUUCGAAUAGCAGGCUUGUCUACGUCGAUAUUUACAACCCGCUUCUCGAUCUCAUUGUCAACCCUCAAAACUACGGGUUUGAAGAAGUGGAUAAAGGGUGUUGUGGAACAGGGGCGCUAGAAGUGGCAGUACUAUGUAACCCUUUGACUCCACCAUGUGAAGAUCCAUCGAAACAUAUAUUUUGGGAUAGUUAUCAUCCCUCUGAAGCAGCAUACAAAGCCUUGGUUCCCAACCUUCUCAAAAAAUAUGUCAGCAGCUUCUUCUUCUAAUUAUCGAACACCAUCACUUGGUUAAUUUAUAUAUACGCAAUGCUAUUAUUAAUUGUUGGUUUUUGGCCAGCUUUAAUUAAACUUUACAUAUGAUUUUGUGUAACAAAAAUGUUGGGAUUUAAUUUAGUUUUCGUUUUCUCAUUCAA
Molecule: messenger RNA, 1512 nt
Organism: Humulus lupulus (European hop)
Lineage: Eukaryota; Viridiplantae; Streptophyta; Magnoliopsida; Rosales; Cannabaceae
Product: GDSL esterase/lipase EXL3-like
Exons: 5
Coding region: 251-1366 (371 amino acids)
Biological process (GO): lipid metabolic process
Cellular component (GO): extracellular region
Molecular function (GO): lipase activity
Source: RefSeq, a predicted model, not a curated record